This is a messenger RNA of Drosophila takahashii, 2571 nucleotides long. The record is from RefSeq and is a predicted model, not a curated record. NCBI's taxonomy places the organism in Eukaryota, Metazoa, Arthropoda, Insecta, Diptera, Drosophilidae.
AUGGACUUCGCCUUCAUCGAACCGCAGGCCCAGCUUAGUACAGCUUGGGCCAAUCGAAACUUUCUGGAUUUCGUCAACGCCCUGAACUUUGGUGCCAAGCCCGAUCUGCGGGAAAACCGCGAUACAAGCAUUUACCAGAAAGCACUCUCCACUCCAUACUCCUCAUGCUUUAUAGAGGCCUGCAUCGAUCACGGAUGCCAGAUCAACUAUGUAAGUACCCAGCUUUUAAAGACCCCAGUCAGCUAUGCCGUCGAUUCAAAGGAUCCCGGGAACCUGGCGGCGCUCCUGAAAGAUCGGCCGGGCAAAAAGGUCGACGUGGACCGAAAGUACGGCCAACUCACACCUCUUAGCUCUCUGGCCAAAGCUCUCACGGAGGAAAACUCCUCGGAGGUAUUGGCUUGUAUGCGUAUGCUGCUGGACUAUGGCGCCUCGCCGAACAUCCCCGACAUCUAUGAACGCACUCCUCUGCACAACGUGCUGAGGAAGCCCAUAGUACGAGCGAAGAAGAAGGGGCUGGUUGAGCUAUUUCUCGCUCAUCCAAAGCUAGAUAUCGACAGAUACCGCAAUGGAGGGGCACGUCGACUACUGGAAGAGCAGUUUCCAGAACUGGAAAUGCCGGAUAAGCUGUUAAACGUCAACGGCCUAACCCUCAAAAGGACUCUUCGUGAUGGAGACGAGGGUCUAUUUGAGAAGCAGUUUGCCAAGUUCCUGCAAACUACAAAGGACGAAAAAGACAGCCAAUUCAUCACCCAAAAUGAGCAAUUUAACCUCCUAAAGUGGAGUAUCGAGUACGGAAGGCAGAGAGCCUUUAAAACCAUUCUGACUAACGCUAUUGACAUCGACAAGAAUGGUCUCGUCGAGUGGACCAUUCGCUUGGGCAACUGGCAGGCUCUGGAGCAUUUGUUAAGGGAACCAAGACUCCAGCUGACCUCCGCCUGUAUGCUAAUAAACACGGUGAUGGAUUUUGUAAAUGAUGUGCCCUCUGAUAACGUCAACUAUCAACGCUGCUUCGAGUUGCUCUUAAACUGUAAUCGGUUGGACAUUAACCAGGCUGAUAAAAAUCGUCAGGUUCCGCUUUUCUAUGCGGUCCAAAGCCGCAACACGUUGGCGAUACAAAAACUCCUGAAACAUGGAGCCUACAUUGGGUGUAGGACCGCGGGCACGCUGCCCAUCAAGGACAUGGCUCCCGAGUUGCUCGAGGAGCACUUUGAUUCCUGUAUAACCACGAUCGGGAAGCAUUCGGGUGCACCGGAUUUCGAGAUCAUUAUCGACUAUAAAAACCUGUUACCCUAUAGAGGUCAAGUGAGAUGGGACUCAACGCCUUCCGAUCAGCUUUACGACGAAAUGGCCCCCAUCGCUUUCAUUGCCAGGUCAAAGGAGUUGUGUCACCUCCUGCAGCACCCGGUUAUCUCGAGCUUCCUUUUCUUCAAGUGGUGCCGGGUUUCCUUGAUCUUUUACCUUAAUUUACUGAUGCACUCGUUGUUCAGCGCCAGCAUCAUCGUCCUCACCCUCAUCAAAUUCCACGGGAGCGGCACUGGAACAGUUUUCAAAGCCUUCACCUGGCUGGGAAUCGGCUAUCUAAUUAUUCGGGAGGCCAUCCAGCUUAUGAUUGCUCCAGUUUUGUACCUGAAGUCCAAAACAAACCUAAUGGAGUGGGCUCUUAUAGGACUAUCGAUCUGUACAUGCAUUGAAUUCGAUUUCUCCGAAAACACGCCCGCUUUUACCAUCCUUCUAGCCUCUACGGAGUUUUGUCUGUUGGUUGGCUCCAUGCCAAUCCUGACCAUUUCGACGCACAUGCUCAUGCUGCGAGAAGUCUCGAUCAAUUUUCUAAAGAGCUUCACCCUCUACUCGAUCUUCGUGCUGACUUUUGGCUUGUGCUUUUACAUCCUAUUUGGUGAAUCGGAGAAGAAUGUGGAUCCUGCGAAUGAGAAAAACCAUUUGAAACUCAAUUUUAGCACCCCCUUCGUGGCCCUGAUCAAGACGAUUGUAAUGUUGACAGGAGAACUUAACGUCGGGGACAUUAACUUUACUAGUGUCUACACCUAUCUGAUCUUCCUGCUUUUCGUGAUGUUCAUGACGAUUGUGCUUGUCAAUCUACUUAACGGUCUGGCCGUAAAUGAUACCCGGGAUAUCAUGGACCGAGCGGAGCUAAAUGGUGACAUCUGUCGCUGCAACCUGCUGAAUCGGUACGAACUGGCGCAAAUUAAUCGCGGAUGUCCUGGUCCCUUCAAUCAUGGCUUACGGAUAAUCUGCCAGCGGUUGCUAAAAAUGUACCCCAAUUAUAUGAGCCUACAGCAGGUUUCAAUACUGCCAAACCAGGAUAACGAGUUGCGCAUAGCCAAUAUGAAUCCUUCUCAAAAAGGGACCGCAAAUUUAUCAAUAAGUGGGGUAGCGACCUACUGGCUCUGCACCGGAAGCUUCUACGAUCAGACCGCCAAUAAGGCUCUGACUAUAAUAGAGAAAAAUAAGAGAGCUAUGCAGAGGCGAGAACAGGAAGAAAUUAACGAAAGUCGUCUAGAUCUUAUCGAGCAUAAGCUAAGCCAAUUGAUUGAUCUGCAACAAAAAUUAUAA